AUGCUCAAUCGCCUCGGUGGCCAGCCGGAGAGUUACGACAAGAAGCCUAACGAGCCGUGGACGGUCUUUAGAUCCAAAUACCGCUUCGGAAGAACACUCGGUGCCGGUACCUAUGGCGUCGUUCGGGAGGCCGAUAGCCCUACUGGCAAGGUUGCUAUCAAGAUCAUUCUCAAGAAGAACGUCAAGGGCAACGAGCAAAUGGUCUACGACGAACUAGAGAUGCUCCAGCGCCUCCACCACCCCAAUAUCGUUAAAUUCGUGGAUUGGUUUGAGUCGAGGGACAAGUAUUACAUCGUCACCCAACUGGCGACGGGCGGCGAGCUCUUCGACCGCAUUUGCGAGCAGGGAAAAUUCACAGAGAAGGACGCAUCGCAGACCAUCAGGCAAGUUCUCGACGCCGUGAACUACCUCCACAAGAAUAAUGUAGUCCAUCGAGAUCUCAAACCGGAGAACCUCCUCUACAUAAGCAGAGAUCUCGACUCUGAGCUCGUUCUUGCCGAUUUCGGCAUUGCCAAGAUGCUUGACCGAAAGGGCGAAGUCCUCACCACCAUGGCGGGUUCAUUCGGCUAUGCGGCUCCAGAAGUCAUGCUCAAACAGGGUCACGGCAAGCCGGUCGACAUGUGGUCUAUGGGCGUCAUCACGUACACCCUCCUUUGCGGCUACUCGCCCUUCCGGUCGGAGAGUCUCCAGGAGCUCAUCGACGAAUGCUCGUCAGGACGGAUCGUCUUCCACGAGCGGUACUGGAAAGACGUCAGCCAGGAUGCCAAGGACUUCAUCUUGGGUCUCCUGCAACCGAAGCCGGAAAGGCGAUGGACUAGUGAGGAGGCGCUGCGGCAUCCGUGGCUAAGCGGCGAGAACGCCACCGACCACAACCUUCUGCCCGAGAUCAAGGCGUACAUGGCCAAGGCCAGGCUACGUCGCGGCAUCGAAAUGGUCAAGCUCGCCAACCGCAUCCAGGCUCUCAAAAUCCAGGAAGAGGACCCCGAAGACACCGACUUUGGCGACGACUCCUUUUCCAGCCAUCAAACCGAUUUAUCCACCGACAAGAAGGCUCUCUCCAAGACUAUCAAGGGUGCCAUUUUCCGCGAAGUGGUCUUCGCCAAAGUGCGCGAGAUGAAACAGCAGCAAGAUACCCAGAAGGUCAAGGAAGAGGCGGAGAAAGAAGCCAAGAGACGCACGUUUCAAUAG
Sodiomyces alkalinus F11 is the source of this 1188-nucleotide messenger RNA. RefSeq names its product Pkinase-domain-containing protein. Lineage: Eukaryota; Fungi; Ascomycota; Sordariomycetes; Glomerellales; Plectosphaerellaceae. The transcript is spliced from 5 exons. Gene Ontology annotation, molecular function: calcium/calmodulin-dependent protein kinase activity; ATP binding. The coding region runs from base 1 to 1188 and encodes 395 amino acids. The record is from RefSeq and is a predicted model, not a curated record. Gene Ontology annotation, biological process: cellular response to oxidative stress; protein phosphorylation.